AUGGCUCCUGGUGUCUCAACUGAGAAGAAAACUGAUGAUGAACAGUCUUCAAAAGAGAAUUUUAUCCAUCUCUGCAACCCUCACCUGGAGAAGAUGAGAGAAGAUAUCCUGUACCAUUUUGCUCUUGGGACUGGUACCCAUGAUUUUCCAGUAUUGUUUGGCGAUGUAAAGUUUGUAUGUGUUGGAGGAAGUCCUUCACGGAUGAAAGCUUUUAUCACCUACAUAGCUGAAGAACUGGGGCUUGGGAGCCCUGGUUGCGACUAUCCUAACAUCUGUGCGGGAACUGACCGUUACGCAAUGUACAAAGUGGGACCUGUUUUGUCAGUCAGUCACGGCAUGGGCAUUCCUUCUAUUUCAAUCAUGUUGCACGAGCUGAUCAAACUGUUGUAUCAUGCCAAGUGUUCCAACAUAACAAUUAUUCGCAUUGGCACCUCUGGUGGAAUAGGCCUGGAGCCAGGCUCAGUGGUUAUAACAAAGCAGUCUGUAGAUGCCACCUUCAAACCUCAGUUUGAACAGGUUAUUUUGGGAAAGACUGUACUUCGCAGUACAAACCUAGAUGAGCAGCUAGCUAAGGAACUGAUGCAGUGCAGUAAAGAAAUCGGUCAGUUCAAUACAGUCAUUGGAAACACUAUGUGCACUUUGGACUUCUAUGAAGGACAGGGCAGGUUGGAUGGUGCAAUCUGCUUAUAUAACGAAGAAGAGAAACUGCAAUAUUUGAAGGAAGCUUAUGAUUCUGGUGUCAGAAACAUAGAGAUGGAGUCUUCCGUAUUUGCUGCAAUGUGUAAUCUCAGCGGUGUCAAAGCUGCCGUAGUGUGUGUCACUCUCCUGAAUCGGCUUGAAGGGGAUCAGAUUAGUAGCUCACAUGAUGUACUUGUGGAGUAUCAGCAGAGACCACAGAAGUUAGUGGGUUAUUUCAUUAAGAAAAGUCUUGGGAAAAUAUGAAAUCCAUCUGUGUUUUAUAGAAGCAGAAGGCUUUUGCACAGCUGAAGUCAUGGUCACGACUUCUGUGCAUUAAAGUCUUUUGCCUCAGAAUAGUUUACAGCAUUUUGUAUGUCUUUGGAAGUUAAUCAUUUAUGUCACUGUGCUUUGGGAACUGAAUGUGCUGAAUGGACUUCAGUUAAGUUUUGCUUAGUUAUGCAUUGCUGGUUAUAAGACUCACUUUUCUGUGAAGUGGAAAGUGGAUCUGUUGUGAAGGACAAACCUGCUAUAGUAUGUGAAAAAGCUUUAUUUAUCCCUGCUGUAAAAGAAAAACUAGGAAGAAAAUAAAAUUUUAUUGCCGAGUAUCUGCAAACCACCAAAUUAAGAAUAACUUAAGAAUGUUAAACCCUUUCUGGUUGUUAUAAAAUUAUAUAAAUUAUA
Molecule: messenger RNA, 1359 nt
Organism: Pterocles gutturalis (yellow-throated sandgrouse)
Lineage: Eukaryota; Metazoa; Chordata; Aves; Pterocliformes; Pteroclidae
Gene: UPP1
Product: uridine phosphorylase 1
Exons: 7
Coding region: 1-942 (313 amino acids)
Biological process (GO): uridine catabolic process; nucleotide catabolic process
Cellular component (GO): cytoplasm; cytosol
Molecular function (GO): uridine phosphorylase activity
Source: RefSeq, a predicted model, not a curated record